Messenger RNA from Tetrahymena thermophila SB210, 2023 nucleotides. RefSeq lists its product as hypothetical. The transcript is spliced from 17 exons. Gene Ontology annotation, molecular function: GTPase activator activity; small GTPase binding. Gene Ontology annotation, cellular component: perinuclear region of cytoplasm; cytosol; nucleus. The annotation marks the transcript as partial. The record is from RefSeq and is a predicted model, not a curated record. Gene Ontology annotation, biological process: activation of GTPase activity; nucleocytoplasmic transport. Lineage: Eukaryota; Ciliophora; Oligohymenophorea; Hymenostomatida; Tetrahymenidae.
UGAUAAUAAAAUUGGUGCAAUUGGUGCAUCAGACUUAGGUUCUGCUUUAGCAAAUUGCAUUAAUCUCUCUAAUUUGACACUUAUUCUUAAUUUGAAUAAAAUUUGUGCAAUUGGUGCAUCACGCUUAGGUUAUUCUUUAGCAAAUUGCAUUAAUCUCUCAAAUUUGACACUUAAUCUUAGUAAUAAUCAAAUUGGUGCAAUUGGUGCAUCAGGCUUAAGUUCUGCUUUAGCAAAUUGCAUUAAUCUCUCAAAUUUGACACUUAUUCUUAAUGAUAAUAAAAUUGGUGCAAUUGGUGCAUCAGACUUAGGUUCUACUUUAGCAAAUUGCAUUAAUCUCUCAAAUUUGACACUUAACCUAUAUUACAAUCAAAUUGGUGCAAUUGGUGCAUCAGGCUUAGGUUAUGCUUUAGCAAAUUGCAUUCAUCUCUCAAAUUUGACACUUGAUCUUAGUAACAAUAAAAUUGGUGAUGAAGGUGUAUCAGGCAUAGGUUAUGCUUUAGCAAAUUGCAUUAAUAUUUCAAAUUUGACACUUCAUCUUAGUAACAAUCAAAUUGGUGAUGACAGUGCAUUAGGCUUAGGUUCUGCUUUAGCAAAUUGCAUUAAUCUCUCAAAUUUGACACUUAAUCUUAGUUUGAAUAAUAUUAGUGCAAUUGGUGAAUCAGGCUUAGGUUCUGCUUUAGUAAAUUGUAUUAAUCUCUCAAAUUUGACACUUGAUCUUAAUGAUAAUUAAAUUGGUGCAAUUGGUGCAUCAGGCUUAGGUUUUGCUUUAGCAAAUUGCAUUAAUCUCUCAAAUUUGACACUUGAUCUUAGUUACAAUCAAAUUGGUGAUGAAGGUGCAUCAGGCUUAUGUUCUGCUUUAGCAAAUUGUAUUCAUCUCUAAAAUUUGACAAUUGAUCUAUGUAAGAGUUAAAUUGGUGAUGAAGGUGCAUAAGGCUUAGGUUCUGCUUUAGCAAAUUGCAUUAAUCUCUCAAAUUUGACACUUAACCUUUAUAACAAUCGAAUUGGUGCAAUUGGUGCAUCAGGCUUAGGUUUUGCUUUAGCAGAUUGCAUUAAUCUCUCAAAUUUGAGACUUUACCUUGAUUAGAAUAACCUUGGUGCAAAUGAAGCUAAGAAAAUUGGAAUGGUCUUAGAGAAGUGCUAAGAUUUAAAAUCUUUGAAUCUAAAUUUAAGUUCAAAUAACCUUGGUGCAGAUGGAGCUAAGUACAUUGCAAUGAGCUUGGAGAAAUUAAAAAAUAUGUCAUCUUUGAUUCUCAAUCUCAGUUCAAAUAACCUUGGUGCAGACGGAGCUAAGAAUAUUGGAAAGAGCUUGGAGUAGUGCAAAAAUAUAACAUUUUUGAGUCUUGAUCUCAGUUCGAAUAACCUUGAUGUAGAUGGAGCUUAGAACAUUGGAAUAAGCUUGGAGAAGUGCCAAAAAUUAACAUCUUUGAAUCUCAAACUUGGUGGGAAUGAUCUUGGUAAAGAUGGAACUAAGAAUAUUAGAAUUUACUUAGUGAAGUGCGAAAAUAUUAAAAAUUUGAAUCUCAGUAUUUGGUAAUUUAACUAGUUUAGCUGUCAAUUUAUUUAGUUUUUUUAAUAAUUAAUAUAUUUGUGAGAUUUAAACUUCAAAACAAAUGGGUUUCAAAAAUCUUUUGAUCCACAACAAACAAGCAAACAAACAAACAAACAAACUCAUAAAUUACUUUUGUUUAAUUUUAGUGCAUUUAAAUUUAUUUGUUUAUUCUCUAAAACAACUUCCUAAUUUAUUUUAAACAUAAAUAAGCACUUUUUUAUAUAUUUAGCAAAAUAACUCAUUAACUAACUGAUUUAUUAAUUAUUUUUAUACAUUAAUUAUUUAUAAAUUUUAUAGAUACAAUUUAUUGCUUGGAUAAGAAGUUUAAAAUUAAACUGGAGAACUGAAAAAAAAAUAAACUGUUAAGAUAUUUUUAAAAAAUAAAUAUUGAGAAAUUAAUUAAACUAAUUACAAUUUUUAGUAUUAAUUAAAAAAAAUUUUAAGUAAAAACUUCAUGUUUUAAUGUAAUAAGUC